Molecule: messenger RNA, 2238 nt
Organism: Nerophis lumbriciformis (worm pipefish)
Lineage: Eukaryota; Metazoa; Chordata; Actinopteri; Syngnathiformes; Syngnathidae
Source: RefSeq, a predicted model, not a curated record
AUGGCUACACGGACAAACAUACGUGACCGAGACCAGGAAUCACGGGUGACCGUGUCUACAGACCCGGAAGAGCCACGGGAACUGUCUUUGGAAGCGGUGCUGAAGUCCUACGAGCAGCCAAUUAACGAGGAACAGGCUUGGGCGCUCUGCUACCAGUGCUGCAGAGGGCUGACGGUGCCGGUGCCUCUCCCGCCGACCGGGAAAUCGGCGAGGGCCAGGGUGAAGGACAAGGACCCGUCCUCCAUCCUACUCCACAGAGACGGAACCGUGUCGUUAUUGCGGGACACGCCACUUAGCGAAUAUGCUGAUUGGCCACCUGCUCCUUCGAAUACAGAACAACGGCUGAUCCAGUCACUUGGCGUCGCCAUCUAUCGUGCUCUGGACUGGGGGCUGGAUGAUACUGAGGAGAGGGACCUAAGCCCACAACUUGAGCACCUUAUUGAAUGCAUGACUGGAGGAGACCAGGGCGAUGAGAUGGAUAACACACCUGCAAUUACAACACGUGAGGAUUACGGUGGUCACAAAAAAGAAGAAACUGCACUGGACGGCGCAAUCUGGCAAGUGCCUACAUUCUGCCAAGUCAUGGCGCAAUGCACAUCUCGGUUGGCAAACUCAAGUUUGGCCCCAGAACACUACAAGGCUGUCUGCAGGGCUUUGUUUGUAGAGUCACUAGAGCUCCAGAUGUUCCUGCUCAAGAUCCGAGAGGCUCAGGAGAUGCUCAAGAGGCUCACCAAGGAGGAAUCCCUGCAGGAGAGGUCCGCAGCUGAACUUGACACCUUUAAGCGUAGAGACUGGGCGCGUCUAUGGGUACAGUUGAUGAAGGAGCUCAGGCAGGGAGUGAAGCUGAAGAAUCCACAGGAGCAUCCGUUCAACCCGCCACCCACUGAGUUCAGCCUUACACCAUUUGAAAUCUUGAUGGAGGACAUACGAGCACGGAACUUCAAACUACGCAAAGUCAUGGUGGAUGGUGUCACUCCUUCAAGAAGAAAGAGAAAUGCCCACGAACUCAUACUAGAUAUCAUCAGAUCAAGACCCCCAUUGAAGCCAGUUGCGGAGCGUAGUCUCCUCCCUCCUCCCCCUCAGCAGCAGUCUCUCCAUGAGCGGGUCUUGGCUGAGAUCAAACAGGAACGAAAGCUCAGGCCGAUAGUCCCUGCAACAUCAAAAGCAUUUGGCUCACUACCUUGCCUGGCUCAGGCUUGUCCAUGUAAGGUCAAAUCAUCCUCGUGCAUUAACGUAUCCGAAUUAGAACCUGGAUGUGGGUUCCGGGUACCGUCUCGCUUUCGCAUUCUGCUCAAGGCUCCAACCUUAGAUGAAAUGGAGGAGAUGAACACAUCUGAGGAAGACGAGUCCCCUGACAAUACAGACCUUUGGAGGGAAGAAAGCGUCCCUACACCAAUGAAAAGAGAUCGUUCCUUUUCCGAGGAUGACCUAGCUUUGCUUCGUGGAGAGAGUCUUCCCUGCUUCUCAGAAUCCGUCCAGUUGGACAAUGUGGCCAAGUUGAGCGGUGAGGGUCUCCCUCCUAAUCACCGAGCAUCCGUUCCACUACUUGGAUGGGUGUCACCUCACCAAACACACUUGGCCCUAAGUGAGGCAAGAGAGGAUUGUGAAAAGCCAUUCAACCUCAUGACAGAUGACGAGCAUCAGUGGAUGUGUGUCCAGGAGGAAUUCAGCCACCCAGUGGAUAGUCUUGCCUUAACAGUGGAUGAGGUCAUCAACGUACGGAGAGUGUUGGUCAAAGCGGAAAUGGAGAAAUUUCUUCAGAGUAAAGAACUUUACAAUAACCUGAAAAAAGGCAAAGUUUGCUGCUGCUGCAGAGUGAAGUUCCCCAUUUUCUCUUGGCCAUCUUCCUGCUUGUUAUGUAAAAGAUCUGUGUGCAAUGCGUGCAGUGCGAAGAUGAAGCUUCCCUGCAAAAAGAUGGCAUAUAUUCCUGUGUACACCGUGGGCUUCCACAUGACUCCGAAGAACCAUGAACACAAAAGCAAAGUUUAUAAAUCCCUGUGCAAUCUAUCUUGCCGCCGUGUGGAGGAGGAGUUUCCCCAUCUGUAUGCAAAUGGCUGCACGCUGCACGACAUCUGCGCAGAAUGCUCUAAAUUUGUUGCCGAUGUGAUUUCAUCUAGCCGUCGAAGCCUGGACAUUAUUAACAACACGCCGAAGAAGGAGGUGAAAGCCAUUUCCCAGAGAGUGCAAAUUCCACCGAUGACCUUUGAACCUCAUGAAGACAAACAUUAUGGAACUUAG